AUGACCCAGCCGUGGACUUUAGCAACAGAUAUUGUGACGGAGUUGACCCAAGUAAAGAUUGCUCAGAUGAUCAACAGAAUAUACAUCCCACUCUGUGUGUCGGUCGGGGUAGUGGGCAACUUCCUGUGCUUCGUCACUCUCAUUUUCUCCAACCUGCGCCGGACCGCCACCUGCAUCUACAUGGCGGCCAUCGCGGUUCUCGACUCCAUCAUCCUGGUCCUCGCUCUGUGCAUCAUGCUGCGCAGUGAACUGGGGGACACGAGGCUUUACCUCGGAAGUGACUGGGCCUGUGGCGCCCAUUACUUCCUCUUCUACUUCUCCAUCCACUUCGACGUCCUCCUGCUUCUUGCCAUGACCUUUGACCGCUACGUCGUCGUUCGCUUUCCUUUCAAAGCUCAGCGCCUGAGCACGCCAAGGUCUGCCUUCGUGGCCAUAGUAGGUACUGGUCUGUUCUCCCUCGCACUUAACUUACAGAUCCUCUUCACACGUCGCCUGCAGCCCUCGGGAGACGACUUCACCUCUUUGAAGUGCUGGUACCCGGAUCCAGACGUUGAGCACUUCAUGAUGAAGAUCUACACCUGGAUCGACGCCGCCAUCUACAGCUUCGUCCCCUUCUGCACAUUAUUCGUUGUCAAUCUUUUGAUUAUUGCCCAGCUGCAAAAGUCUCGUGAAUUCACUCAGCAGUUCGUCCACCGAGGACAGAUGCAGUAUGGGAACAACAGCCACCGUGUUGAGACCGACAACAGCAUGUACACAAUCGACAGCGACGUCAACACCUGGGAUUCCCCCGACUUCGGGAAGGAAAGAACAGCAAAGCCACCUGGUGGUACUUCGUUCAGCAGCAUUCCAUCCCCAUCGUCGGCUGCGACGACGACAACGAUGUCAAAGGUACUGAACCCCACCAGCGCCGCAACAACCAACGUGACUGCCAUGCUUCUGUUGGUGACCUUCACCUUCCUGCUGCUGACCUCCCCCAUCGUCAUCAUCCUGCUGUUUCCAGCGUUACUACUGGCAUCCCAGCACCCCACAGAGAAGGCAACUGCUCAGCUGGCUCACGCUGUUGUCGACAACCUGAUGUACACCAACCACGCCGUCAACUUCCUGCUCUACUGCAUCAGCGGUCGUCGCUUCCGCCUGGAGUGCAAGCGCCUCGUCGUCAGGUUCUUCAACUGCAGUCUCAAGGGUUAG
This is a messenger RNA of Pomacea canaliculata, 1188 nucleotides long. Its product is annotated as gastrin/cholecystokinin type B receptor-like. Lineage: Eukaryota; Metazoa; Mollusca; Gastropoda; Architaenioglossa; Ampullariidae. The record is from RefSeq and is a predicted model, not a curated record. Gene Ontology annotation, cellular component: plasma membrane. Bases 1 to 1188 code for a protein of 395 amino acids. Gene Ontology annotation, biological process: G protein-coupled receptor signaling pathway. The transcript has 2 exons. Gene Ontology annotation, molecular function: G protein-coupled receptor activity.